ACAGAAGACACACCAACGACGGAAACAAACUCUUUCAGCGGUCGAGACUUUGGUAUUCUAAAAUCGUCUGGAUCUUUUAGACUAAUUGCUAAACUGUACAUUUAUGGAGAGGACUAACAAUCAUAAGAAUAAUAUUGGUAGUUGUUUACAUUUUUAAAUUAUGGUUGCAGCUCCUCCUGCUCUGAAAGAUCAGUUGGAGAAAAGUUGGAAACUGAAAGCAAACACACCCUGGAAAUUCAAUUGGGGCCACAUUUGAUCCAGUGGUGAGUAGGUUGCGAUGCUCUCAAAACAGGAGAAAGAGCUUAUCAUAGAAAUAUGGACCAAACUGACCCCUGUGGCUGACCGCAUAGGAGCAGAGGCUCUUCUGAGGAUGUUCACGUCAUACCCUGGCACCAAGACGUACUUCUCCCACCUGGACAUCACCCCCCGCUCGGCCCACCUGCUGUCCCAUGGCCAGAAGAUCUUCCUGGCGUUGGCGGAGGGCUCCGAGGACAUUGCUAACCUGAUGACUAACCUCGCUCCUCUUCAAACCUACCACGCCUACCAGCUCCGCAUCCAGCCCAACAACUUCAAGCUGUUUUCGCACUGUAUGAUAGUCACCCUUGCCUGUUUCAUGGGUGACCGCUUCACGCCCAGUUCGCAUGCCGCCAUGGACAAGUAUCUCUCUGCGUUCUGUGCCGUACUUGGGGAGAAAUUCCGAUAAGAACAUCGCCACCUCCGACCCGAUGUUGCUCAUCCAAUGAAGUCGUAAUGUUUAACAUGUCGGCUAUAGCUCAAAGCUUUAAACGCAUAUGGACAUAUCCGUAUUCAAUGCUGAUCGGAAGGGAUUUCAAUAAGGUUAUCAAUACUAUAACUGAUUUAUUCUAUAAAUGAAAAACCUCUCUCUUUGUUUACAAGAAUCACAUUAUCGAUAUUCCGACUCCAGCCAAGCAGUGCCAGUUUGUGUCAGUACACUGUUCGGCAGAACACUGUUAAGGAGUUUUUUAAAGGCUGAAAGUCUCCCGCCUACUAACUGGGAAGGAUCAAUCUUGCACAUUGUGACUUUGAUAAGAAAAAUUAGUACACGUAUGUUUGUGUAACCUAUAAUUAAUAGUGUAAUUAUGUAAUGCAUCCAGAUGUAUGAUCAGUAUUUUAUUGGGUGCCACUUUUGCAAUAAACUUUAUUA
This is a messenger RNA of Gadus chalcogrammus (walleye pollock), 1165 nucleotides long. RefSeq names its product Hemoglobin subunit alpha-D-like (gene hbae4). Gene Ontology annotation, biological process: oxygen transport; hydrogen peroxide catabolic process. The transcript has 3 exons. Gene Ontology annotation, molecular function: heme binding; organic acid binding; oxygen carrier activity. Bases 278 to 703 code for a protein of 141 amino acids. Lineage: Eukaryota; Metazoa; Chordata; Actinopteri; Gadiformes; Gadidae. Gene Ontology annotation, cellular component: blood microparticle; haptoglobin-hemoglobin complex; hemoglobin complex. The record is from RefSeq and is a predicted model, not a curated record.